ACACUUUAAAGCCCCACGUUGGAAAGAGGAGUGUAACCUUUAAGACGUUACAGUGCGUUUGAAAAGCCCACACACCGACAACUGGUAAGCUAUUUUUGAAAAAUGACUUAUAUCCUCAGGUAGCAUUGUCGUUCGAUAUCAUUUUGGAAUUUGAUGCCAACAAUCUUUUCUCUAAAGGUUACAUCAAUAGUGGAUUUGCCAUGACAUCUGGGUACAAAGACCUUCAUCAAUCCAGCACUCUGUCCUCUAUUUCAGAUGCACACUUAUUACCUGGCGUCAGAAAGGCAGGGGAUGGAGUCAAAGCCGAGCACCAGAGGAGGAAAGUAGCGCAUUUCAGCUGUCCAGACCCGGACCAGGAGGCCAAGGCCCGGCAUCAGGCUCAGCUCGAGCAGCGCCAUCUAGAGGCCUACAGGAACAUGCACCGUCUCAGAGAUGCCCUCCGUCACCGCUACGCUGCCCUGCUCAAAGUCAAGGUUCACUCACAAAGAUUACUGCUGCAGCAGAGAGACGAAGCAGCCAGAGCAAAGUCAGAGAGGGAAUCUCAGCAGAAACAAAAGAAGUUGGCCUUCUCCAAACUGCAGCACAAUGACUCGUACCUGAAGUCCCUCCCCAAAACCAGCUAUUACCUGAUCUUUGACCUCCAGAGACAAUUAGCUGAGCGUGGACAUCUGAAAACCCACCACGUCUUGGAGGACUUUUAUAGGCACAUCACAUAUAACUGUCACCCAUCACAGCUGCAUACAAGUCUGGAGGAUGUCAGGACAAGGAUGCUGGAAAGCAGACCUGCAGCUGAUUUGAUGACUCACAAGACUUCAGGAAAACAUCCCUGCACUGCUGAAAAUAGAGGACAUGAAGGCCAAUCCAGGAGGAGACUACCUACACUGUUAUUAGAGCGAGAGUCCUGUCUAGGGGAGAGUUCGACGGAGCAGAACUUCGGUGGCAGCCAGGAGAAGGAUGAAAUUGAGCAAAUGUUUCCCAAGAUGAAAGCCCCCACAUUUGCAACCCUACAUCCUGACUUUAUGAGGAACUUCCAGAGCAAGAUGCCUGAUUUGAUUAUCCCUGAGAUUCCUGAGAAGAGCAGGAAAGCAGAGAUUUACUUGAGACGGCUGAGACAAAUGCAUGAUCUUUGUUUGACCAACAUGGCUUUCUCCCAAAGACUGCUGGAGAGGGAGACAGACUCACUGUGCUGGCAGGAGGAGCGAGGCAACCAAGAUUUGAUGCUUCCAGGCAUUGACUCCAAGACGAGCCAAACCAACCAGGAGCCUCUCUGCUCUCCAAAACAACAAGGAAGUGUUCGGAGUGACCGGCCUUCAUGUCCCCAGGAGCUGAGCAGAAUGACCUCGGCCAGCCAUCAAAGUCUUCAGACUCUGGUUUGGGACACAGCAGCGUGCUGUCGUAAAACACCUGAUCCCUUGUCCAUUGAAGAUGUGUGUCAACAAAAGCAUGUAGAGCCCUGGAGCUGUUGGACAGGAUGGCCUCCGGCGAGUGUCCCGGGAAAGCCAGUCAGAACCGGGUGGAUCACCUUCUCAGCGCCGUGGAGAGUGAGCUGCAGGCCGGCAGCGAGAAGGGUGACCCCACUGAGAAGGAACUCAAAGUGUCUCUGGAUGAGAACGAGCUUUGGCAGAAAUUUAAGGAUCUUAUAAAUGAAAUGAUAGUUACAAAGAAUGGCAGGCGCAUGUUUCCGGUGCUGAAAGUGAACGUGUCCGGAUUGGACCCGAACGCCAUGUAUUCUAUUUUGCUGGACUUCGUAUCUGCGGACAAUCACAGGUGGAAGUACGUGAA
Messenger RNA from Cottoperca gobio, 1782 nucleotides. RefSeq names its product T-box transcription factor Tb (gene tbxtb). Lineage: Eukaryota; Metazoa; Chordata; Actinopteri; Perciformes; Bovichtidae. Gene Ontology annotation, cellular component: chromatin; nucleus. The coding region runs from base 201 to 1643 and encodes 480 amino acids. Gene Ontology annotation, molecular function: DNA-binding transcription factor activity, RNA polymerase II-specific; RNA polymerase II cis-regulatory region sequence-specific DNA binding. The transcript is spliced from 14 exons. Gene Ontology annotation, biological process: regulation of transcription by RNA polymerase II; heart morphogenesis; positive regulation of DNA-templated transcription. The record is from RefSeq and is a predicted model, not a curated record.